This is a messenger RNA of Trypanosoma conorhini, 525 nucleotides long. Its product is annotated as myosin heavy chain kinase A. The annotation marks the transcript as partial. The transcript has a single exon. The record is from RefSeq and is a predicted model, not a curated record. Lineage: Eukaryota; Euglenozoa; Kinetoplastea; Trypanosomatida; Trypanosomatidae.
AUGCUCCCGCGCGUGGGCUGCCUCUGGCUUCUUGCGUGUGUGUUUGUGUAUGUGUGUGUGUGGAUUGCUACUCUUGCUCCCUGCCGUUGUGUGCGCUGCCUCGCCGGCUGGCCGCAGCGGGUUUCUUGCGUUGCGGAGGCCGCGGGUCUCUCGCGUGAGGGGCCGGGCGUCGCUAGCGAAGCGGAGCAAAGCCAGCGCCGCGCGCGAAUGGCGGCCGGGCCGCCCGAGCGGCCGCGGGCCCCGGAGGAGGGGGGCGGCCCAUGCGUCUGCGGGGCGGUCAAGUACGUGUUCAGCCCCCGGCGGGCGGGGUGGGUGGCGACAAGCACGAACGUGCGGGUCCUGGCGCCGCACCGGGAAGCCGCCAGGGGCGGCAUGCGCGCCUGCUACGACGUGGAGGAGGUGGAGGAGGACGGCGGCAGGAUCCCGUGCGUUGCGAAGCUGUUCUUGCGGGACGUCUCCGACGUGGUGGAAAAGGACUACUUCGGCGAGGGCGAGGCGCAGUGCAUGUGCGAGGCGUUCGCCGAG